AUGACGGCCAUACCAACGAGCACAGCACGCAUAACCUGCCUCUGCGGCGCCAUAUCUGAACCAGGCAGCAAGCUCGUCCAACAAACCUUUCCCAUCAAAGAGGAGCUCUGCCACUGCAACCCGUGCCGGCAAACUACUGGUGCUCUUGCUCCUGCGUUUGCGAACUUCAAGGUUCAUCCUACACAGGAGACGCUUGAUAAAUGCGACGUAUACGAAAGCUCAACGAAAGUUCGACGGUCAGUACCUCCUGACUGCACACUAUUCUGCAAGACCUGCGGCACGAAGGUCUUCGUUGCCAUAUCCAAUGAUCAAGGUCAGAUAGACCACUACAGUGCCCUUGCUGGCUGUAUCGAGCGCAAUCCUCAACAGGUCAAGGAAGGAGACCAAUGGACAAAAGACGUCAUCGAGGUCAUGCAUCACGCUUUCCUCUCUGACACUAACGACGGUGGACUUGCGGGACACCUGCUCAAGGUUGACGGCAACACGCCCAAGUUCUACGAAACGGAUGACGAGAAUGCUGAGCUAUCGAUCUCAGUCGUCGAAGCCAUGAUCGCGAAGUCGAGAGCAGUACCAACGCCUCCCAUCGAUGCACAGCUCACGGCAGAAUGCAGAUGUGGCGGCGUCGAUCUUCGUAUCCUUCGGGCGGACUUUGCCGAGCGGGACAAGGACAUCAAAGAGCAUUACUCCUAUCCAAUUGAUAAGUACGUAGCUGGUUUGUGCGCUUGUCGGUCUUGCCGUCUGCAUUUCGGGACCAGUCUCGUGCCUUGGGCUUACAUACCUGUUGGCAAUCUCAAUGUCGCGUCGACUGGCAGAAAAGUUGUGUUUGGACAUGCAGCGCUCGAGCCUGGCUCGAAUCCAGGCACGACGCUGAAGCAUAGUGAGACGUCAAAGGGAGUGAUCAGAUCGUGGUGCGGGUCGUGUGGAGCCAGUGUCUUCUUCUGGAGCGCGGAAAGGAAAGGUCGGGAAGAGGUCGUAGACAUUUCAGUGGGCAUAAUUCGGGCGGAGAGUGGUGUUAUGGCGAGGGAAUGGCUCGAAUGGAGGGAUUUGUUGAGUUAUGACCAUGAGGGUACCGACCAGGCUUUGGUGCGGCAGGUCAAGCAGAGCAUUGAGGCGGAAGCUAAGGAGUGA
Molecule: messenger RNA, 1128 nt
Organism: Cyphellophora attinorum
Lineage: Eukaryota; Fungi; Ascomycota; Eurotiomycetes; Chaetothyriales; Cyphellophoraceae
Exons: 2
Coding region: 1-1128 (375 amino acids)
Molecular function (GO): carbon-sulfur lyase activity
Source: RefSeq, a predicted model, not a curated record